AUGGGAGACAAGGCCCGCGGCGUUCCGUCUCCAGUGGUCACGACGCAGCUCGACGCGCCGCCACUCCACAAUCGACACGCGUGGAGCUUUGUCCAGAUGAACAUGAGCCUUCUCCCGAUAGCGAGGCCAUUGCCGGUUUACACAAGUCCGUCGUCCCAACGCCACAACACGCCAUCGCGCAGCAAGCCUCGAACUCCAAGCAAUCAUACUGCCGACAAACCCGCGAGCAUUAGUCCUCGACGCCAAGGGGAGCUCAUGCCACAGGAGCCAUCACCACCGAUGCGAACGCUGAGGGAACGCGUCCUCCGUCGGCAAGACGAAUUGCCAGUUCCGACUCGGCGUGGCAACAACCGUCCAUGUGGUUGCAUUGAUGCCAGUUCUGCCGCUCCGAACGGCAGCGACCAGAACCAGCAGCGCCACAGCGACGCUGCCAUGCACCCCACCGCAACCAUGUUGAAGGCGUUGUCACCAGGCAUCGCGUCAACGGACGACGACAAGGCACUCGUCCGCGUGAAGCGAAUUCUCGAGAUUCUAGACGAAGAUCGGUGCAAAGAAGACACUAUGCACAUCUCUCCUCGCAGCGCCAAGCGGGGUCGACGGUGCAAUGAAUUCCUUUAACUUACGAUUCCUACGACUGA
Aphanomyces invadans is the source of this 638-nucleotide messenger RNA. RefSeq lists its product as hypothetical. Lineage: Eukaryota; Oomycota; Saprolegniomycetes; Saprolegniales; Verrucalvaceae. The record is from RefSeq and is a predicted model, not a curated record. The transcript has a single exon. Bases 1 to 618 code for a protein of 205 amino acids.